This is a messenger RNA of Erinaceus europaeus (western European hedgehog), 918 nucleotides long. RefSeq names its product serine protease 58-like. Lineage: Eukaryota; Metazoa; Chordata; Mammalia; Eulipotyphla; Erinaceidae. The transcript has 4 exons. Gene Ontology annotation, molecular function: serine-type endopeptidase activity. The coding region runs from base 403 to 918 and encodes 171 amino acids. Gene Ontology annotation, biological process: proteolysis. The record is from RefSeq and is a predicted model, not a curated record.
GGGGAGGACCAGAGCAGAGAAGUCCUUGACAAAACCAUGAGCUCCAGUAACUCCUAGGUUGGAUCCAUUCUGCCCAAAAGAAGGAAGGCAAGACUAUAAAUUCCAGAUUUUUUUUUCACUGCGUCACGAUCAGGAAUCAAGUUGCUUGAUAUCUGUUCUUGUUCCUGUGGUACCUAAGACCAUUUCUGCUUCUGACUGAUGGACAACCCCUUUUCUGCAAUUGAAUCCAGUCCCUGAAAAAAAAAAAAACAUCAGCUGAUCAUUUUAUUUCAACCUUAGCGUCCCUUUUUGAGUUACCUUUCUUGAGCAAGCAAUCGGAAGACUUUCUCUCCCUUGGUCCUCUCCUGUCACCCUCGUCAUCUUCUCCAGAGACUCUGAGAUAACUUCAUCCUUUGAAAGACUAUGGACAUCGUGAUAAAGUUAAUCCUCUUCUGGGCUUUCUUGCACCUACCUGUGGCCUUGGCCUUUGAUCCUGAAUACACAAAUGGUGUCAGUACACCUUACCUGGCCUACUUGAGAUCUGAUUACCUGCCUUGCGUUGGAGUUCUGAUCCAUCCCCUCUGGGUGCUCACAGCUGCGCACUGCAACUUACCGGAGCUUUCAGUCGUCUUGGGAGUGACAAACCCAUCCAACCCCAGUGAAAAUCAUGUACAACAGGUUGGCUAUGAGAAGAUGAUUUACCAUCCACGCUUCUCAGUCUUGGGUAUCGACGAUGACCUCCUGUUAAUCAAGCUGAAAAAAAACGUUGAGCUCAAUGACUACGUGAAACUGAUGCGCAUGCCCACGGCACCCGUCUUUGUUGACGAUAUGUGCACCGUCUCCACCUGGGCCUACAACUCCUGUGACAUCAAGCUAGAUGAAGUAGUUUCUGUGCUACUAGGUGCGGUAGCUGUUUUGAUGGACAUAUUAGUUGUGUAA